CACUCAUCACAACGGGUCGCACGGCACUGAAUAAGCAGAAGGGAGACAAAUAUGUACCACGCGCGUAUGUUUCGCAGAAAUAGACCCGUCUCUAUUGGAUCUACGGCAUCGACUAAAUUGCUCUAAAUGGAGAACUUGAACGAUUCAUCCCUUGACGUGCAACCCCCUGCGAGAGAUAAGAUGCGUUUGAAAAUGAUUCCUAAAAAAAAAAUCGCCAAAGAGACUCGUCGUUGCCGUCUUACAAUUAGAAGAUUAUUCCGAGUAAAGUACGUUUGAAAGAAAAUCGCGAGCGUAAACGAGAUGUGCCACGUGUGCACUCUUGCCAGUUGGAAUAAUCAUUAAUUUUGUCGAAUUGAAGGCAUCGUAAUUUGCAUUGUAAUCGUAGACUGAAGAUUAAAUUACGAUUAAACACAUCUACAGAAAUGGACGGUCCAUAUGUUUUAAAAUUAUUUUUAACAAGAAAUUUGAAAUUCUGUCGGCUUGACGAAUUCGCGAUUGACACAAAAUUCAGCGUUAUAUUGGGAUUCUAUUUAUAAGUGGACCGUGUAUAUUUCAUGUUAUAUCCGUAUAUUGAAAUAUAAUGGUACGAAAUUCGAAAUUAAUUAAAGUCUGAUGUAUUUUCCUAUGAUCAUUAACAUGGGAAAUGCAGAUUGGAAUUGGGACGUUUAUGAUGGAUUAUUUUGAAAGCACAUAGGAUAUGGACCAAUUUGUAGGGCCCCUUUGUAUAUCCGUUGGGAGGUAACCCAAUUUCUCCAAUAAUGAUGGCUAUGAGUGACUAUAUGCAAACUAAUAUUGAGUUCACGGUGGAUCGUACAGAUGUACAAUACACAUAUUUUCGAGAUGGGGUGGGAGAAUACAGUCUUUAAAUUAAGAACCGUUGCAGACAGAAUUAUUUCGAUUCUUCUUCGAGCCCAAGAAGUUUCAUUUAUUUCUCUCAAAAAUUUUUUUUUUAUCGCGACAGUAUUUGAUUCGUAAUGAAAACAUGUUCAAUGAAAUUAUAAUGAAAAUAUUCGUAUCAUUGAUGGUGUUUGACGUAAUUUACGCCUAUCAAAGAAAUCCAUGGUGGAACAUUGAAAAUUCGCAAAGACAGGGACCUAAUGUAUGUGCCGUAGAAGUGAAUGACGAUAUAAAUUAUGCUUAUUAUACCGAGAAUAAACAAUGGUAUCCUCGAAAAAUUUGUGGAAAACCUACGUUUAUAAAAUACGAAUGUUGCACAGGAUAUUAUAAAGUCGCUGGCCAUCCUGGAUGCACAGGAGUAAAACCGCUGAUAAAUCUCGUAGAAACUACGCGUCGAGUGGGUGCAAUGAAAUUCGCAAAAUUGAUCGAAACUUCAAAUUUCGCAAAAGAAUUAAUAAGUGGUCCACCCUUAACAUUAUUCGUUCCAUCCGAUGAAGCUCUUGAACACUACUUAAACGUAAAAGGUAUACAUCAAGAAUCGUUGCACGAUGGCAACAGAUAUAUAAAUUUGAUCGCAAAUCAUAUAAUAGAUAGACGUGUAUUGUCAAAUCAAUGGCAAGCAAAUCUUUUAAUUCCAUCACGAUUACAAGGGAAUGUUUUGAGAAUUAAUAAAUUUCCCAGUGGAAUGGAAACGGUAAAUUGUCAUCGAAUUAUUCGCAAAGAUCAAAUUGCCAGUAACGGAGUCGUACAUGUAAUCGAUGGUGUAUUGGAUCUUGCUUUGUCCGAAAAUUCAGACAUCAUUGAACUUGUUUCGAGGGACGGUAGAUUCGAAAUAUUUAUCAAAGCGUUAGAAAGCACAAAUUUAGGGAAAAGGAUUCGAUAUAGCAAUACUCCAUGCACUAUUUUCGCGCCUACUGAUGAAGCUUUCCAUCAUAUUCCAAGGAAACAAUUGACCGAUAUAUUAGAAAAUCCGAUCGCAUUAAAUGCAUUAAUUGCCCAACAUAUUGUGACACACCCUGUGUGCGUGCCAAACAUAAUUUCGGAAUAUCACGCAAGCACGAUAGAACAACAGGAAUUAAAAUUAAAUUGCGGCCCACAUGGACCUAUUGUAAAUAACGCAAACAUAAAAAAUGAAAUGUACCAUGGAAAAAAUGGAUUACUAUACGUUCUUGAUCGCGUGUUACUUCCGGAUCGAGUUAAAACAAUUUUGGAUGUGAUUAAGGAAGAAAGAUUACUCACAUUUUUAGAAAUAAUUAAAACAGCCAAACUGGAAGAAAGUUUAAGACAUUUGAAACAUUUCACAAUAUUUGCACCUUCUGAAACAGCAAUGCAUUCCCUAUCUAAUCAAAAACUUAUAGAAUUGCAAAGAAAUCAAAAGAGCGCUCGAAAUUUUGUUCUUAAUCAUAUAGUUACGGGAAUAUACUUCACUGAUGAAAUUAGUAGCAAUCAAAUUGUUAGAACACUUGAGAUGGGAGUUCCAUUACGCUUUCAAGUUUAUCGUUAUAAUUUUGGAAUAGAAAAUGCAUUAAUUAUAAAAGCUAAUCGAGAAUGUAGUAAUGGUGUUCUACAUGUUAUCAGUCACAUCUUACAUCCUGCAGAAGAAUCUUUAGAUUAUAUUUUAAAAAAAGAAGGCAAUUUCAGUAUUUGGUUAGAUGCAAUGGAAAGAAUAAAAAAUAUUCAACCGCAAAUAUAUGAUCAAUUCAAACAAGCAAAUUCUACAUGCACAUAUUUUGUUCCUUCGGAUGAAGCAUUCAAACAGCUUGGGAGUGUUAAACUUCAAAAAUUAUUAGAUGACAGAAAUUAUUUAACAAAAACAUUACAAAAUCAUAUUGUGGAUAAUAUGUUACUUGCUGAAAGUUUUAUGCCAGAUUUACAAUAUACUGUAAGAACUAAAGGAAAUCCGAUAAAUAUUAUAAGAAAAAAUAACAAAAUUUUGGUAAAUGAUGCUACUCUUGUAAAAAGUGAUAUUUUAAACAAAGCUGGAAUUGCACAUGAAAUAAAUUCUGUAUUACUACCGGAUCAAUGCCCACAUGGUUAUAAAAGAACAUAUGAUGGAAUUGCAAAAAAAAUGUGUCUUUAAAUCAAAUAAUUAGACACAUUUAUAUUUUGCAUUAUUUAUAACAAUUAUUUAUAACAAUAUAUAUAUAUAUGUAUGAAAAAUGAAAAAUUAAAAA
Molecule: messenger RNA, 3071 nt
Organism: Apis mellifera (honey bee)
Lineage: Eukaryota; Metazoa; Arthropoda; Insecta; Hymenoptera; Apidae
Product: transforming growth factor-beta-induced protein ig-h3
Exons: 15
Coding region: 983-2977 (664 amino acids)
Biological process (GO): extracellular matrix organization; cell adhesion
Cellular component (GO): extracellular matrix
Molecular function (GO): cell adhesion molecule binding
Source: RefSeq, a predicted model, not a curated record